Spinacia oleracea (spinach) is the source of this 874-nucleotide messenger RNA. Its product is annotated as temperature-induced lipocalin-1. Gene Ontology annotation, cellular component: cytoplasm. Lineage: Eukaryota; Viridiplantae; Streptophyta; Magnoliopsida; Caryophyllales; Amaranthaceae. The record is from RefSeq and is a predicted model, not a curated record. The transcript is spliced from 2 exons. Gene Ontology annotation, biological process: response to reactive oxygen species; lipid metabolic process. The coding region runs from base 199 to 765 and encodes 188 amino acids.
CGUAAGGUGGAAAGAGAGCCACGUUUGGAGUGUUGGAGAGAAGGCUUGGAUGUCAAUGUCUGAGAUAGGGUUAUUAAACAAACAAACCCCGGAAUUGAAUUGAAUUGAAAUUAAACAAUUAUUCGGUUCCUAAGUAAAUUCCCAAAAGUAGAAGGGAAACAAUAAAUAAAUAAAGAAAUAAAUCAGGGUUUAAGGAAGAUGACGACUACGAAGAAGGAGAUGGAGGUUGUGAAAGGGGUGGAGCUUGAGCGUUACAUGGGGCGGUGGUACGAAAUCGCAUCGUUUCCGUCUAGGUUUCAGCCCAAAGACGGUGUGAAUACUCGAGCCACUUAUACUCUGAAUCCAGACGGUACUACUAUUCACGUCCUGAACGAAACCUGGAGCGGUGGCAAGAGAGGUUUCAUUGAGGGUUCUGCUUACAAGGCUGAUCCUAAAUCUGAUGAGGCUAAGCUUAAGGUGAAAUUCUAUGUGCCUCCAUUCUUACCCAUCAUCCCUGUUGUUGGCGAUUACUGGAUUCUUUCUCUUGAUGAUGAUUAUCAGUAUGCUCUCAUUGGACAGCCUUCCCGCAGUUAUCUCUGGAUACUUUGCAGGACGCCUGUUAUGGAUGAGGAGAUAUACAAGCAACUAGUGGAGAAGGCGAUCGAAGAAGGUUAUGAUGUGAGUAAACUCCAUAAGACUCCGCAGGCUGACCCACCUCUGGAAAAUGAUGAAGCCCCCAAGGACACUAAAGGCAUCUGGUGGAUCAAAUCCCUAUUUGGCAAAUAGAAUUAUCAAUUAAUAUUGUGUUAUUUCAGUUGUUGGAUUUCUGUUUCGUUAAUUAGUGGCUGUAUUGCUUCCUGUAAAUCAAAUCAAAUCAGAUGGUUUCUCUCUGCUA